Molecule: messenger RNA, 690 nt
Organism: Oncorhynchus nerka (sockeye salmon)
Lineage: Eukaryota; Metazoa; Chordata; Actinopteri; Salmoniformes; Salmonidae
Product: ADP-ribosylation factor-like protein 9
Exons: 3
Coding region: 1-492 (163 amino acids)
Molecular function (GO): GTP binding; GTPase activity
Source: RefSeq, a predicted model, not a curated record
AUGUCUGGCCUAGACGGAGCUGGGAAGAGCAGUAUGCUUCAGGGGUUGACAGCCACAGACGGAGACAAGAGAGGGCACUGCCGUCCCACCAGGGGUUUCAACUUUAUGAGCCUCAGUGCCCCUGCCCGUCAGCUGGAUUUCCUAGAAAUUGGAGGGGCUGAGGAUUUGCGUAUGUACUGGGCAGAGUACCUGGGGAAGACGCAUGCCCUGGUGUACGUGGUUGACUCCUCUGAUAGACGACGUCUCCCACAGGCCAAGGCUGAGCUGCAUCGCCUCCUCAGACUGCACUCACAAUUUCCUGUGGUGGUCCUGGGGAACAAACAAGACAAGCCAGACGCAUUGAGUGUGUCAGAGCUCCAUGAGGCCCUGUCUCUGGAGGCGGUGGCUGACAAGAGGAGGCUGUUCCUACUGGCUGCCCAGCUAGGCUCAGAUGGCCUGAUUGUCUCCCGUAAUCUGCAGGCCUUCCAGGACUUGCUCCUACAGCUCGUCUGAUGCCCCAGGGCAGGAGUAGUGAAAAGUGGGUUGACCAGGCAUGUGGGAUGGGGAAAGUGGUCCAUUGAUGUGCCCGUGUGGUAAGGACCAGUGGCAAUUGGCCAUGACUGUGUGUGAAUACUUUUGAACUAGAGUAGAUCCUUCAGGGCCAUCUGGAAGGCAGGGAGCGAAAAUGGUUUGAUACAGUCAGGUCCAUAA